This is a messenger RNA of Protopolystoma xenopodis, 252 nucleotides long. The record is from the annotation of a GenBank genome assembly. Lineage: Eukaryota; Metazoa; Platyhelminthes; Monogenea; Polystomatidea; Polystomatidae.
CUGCACAACCAUUUUCAGGUAAAAGACUUCCUACACAUCAAAGAGAAGUUCAACAACGAAUGGUGGAUCGGUCGACUAGUCAAAGAGGGCGGCGAAGUGGGCUUCAUCCCGUCGCCGGCCAAACUAGAGGCUCUGCGGACACUGAGCGGAAACAAGCUUGCAAGUAAAUGCAGUACCGCGAAUCUUGAAGGAGGCGGCCUCAGGACGGCCAACUCUCGAGCGUCCACUCCUCCUGGUAGGCGACCUUUUUAA